Messenger RNA from Brassica napus (rape), 1844 nucleotides. Its product is annotated as protein NDL1. The coding region runs from base 682 to 1560 and encodes 292 amino acids. The record is from RefSeq and is a predicted model, not a curated record. The transcript has 9 exons. NCBI's taxonomy places the organism in Eukaryota, Viridiplantae, Streptophyta, Magnoliopsida, Brassicales, Brassicaceae.
UGUUUCUGGGUGUAUCUUAAUCUUUGCUUGAAUCUUAUUGAUAUCUUCUGAUUGAGAUUAUGUGGACGAAUGUUAUGGUUUUGUUAUUCAUUACCCAUUGUUAGAUUUAAUUGAUUUGUAAUAAUGAAUGAGAUUUUCUUUUGGAAGAAUGUAAUGGUUUGUUGGAAAAUUCUUUGCUUGUGGAUUAUUCCUGGGAUCUUCUCUUUGCAAAGUUAUCUUCUUCUUCAUCUUCUUCUUCUUUUGUAUUCCUUAUUCUUUGUCUUAUUUUCUUUUCAUUCUUUUUGUAUAAAAGAAGAAAAACUCCAGCUGUUUUUGUUUACCUUUAACCCUUUUCUAUUUAACGAUUAAAGACUAAUGCAUCUUUAUCAUCUCCUUAACACUUAUAUUCUUGCUCCUCUUUUUACACUGUCGUUCCUUUUUUAUUAAAAAGAAAAAGACUCACAAUGAUUAGAAUUAGGCCAUUCUUUGGAUGAUGAUGAAGUUUUGAUUCUGUUUAUUGCCCCUUAAAGUAGAAAGCUGCACAUGGAAUAGUUCUAACAGAGAUGUUUUCUUUAUUGUCUUCCUAUAUAUAUACCUAAAGAGCAUCGUGUUAAAACAGCUUGUGGUGUUGUGUCUGUCAUUGUCUAUGGAGAUCGAGAAAAGCCAGCAUUGAUUACUUAUCCUGAUCUGGCCCUUAACCAUAUGUCAUGCUUCCAAGGAUUAUUCUUCUGCCCUGAAGCAGCUUCCUUGCUACUUCAUAACUUCUGCAUUUAUCAUAUCAGUCCACCCGGUCAUGAGUUAGGAGCUGCUCCGAUUUAUCCUACUGAUUCAGUCCCUUCUGCUGAUGGUUUGGCGGAUCAGAUCCUUGAAGUGCUCAACUUUUUCGGCCUUGGUGCUGUGAUGUGUAUGGGAGUGACUGCAGGUGCUUACAUCCUCACAUUAUUUGCGAUGAAACAUAGAGAAAGAGUUUUGGGUUUGAUUCUUAUCUCACCGCUAUGCAAGGCGCCGUCUUGGUCUGAAUGGUUUUACAACAGAGUUGUCUCAAACUUGUUGUAUUUCUACGGAAUGUGUGGAGUGGUAAAAGAGUUUUUGCUUCAGAGAUAUUUCAGUAAGGAAGUCCGUGGUAACAUAGAGAUUCCAGAGUCAGAUAUAGCACAAGCUUGCAGAAGACUGCUUGAUGAGAGGAAAAGUGUAAACGUCAUGCGGUUUCUUGAUGCCAUUGAUCGGAGACCUGACAUCUCAAAUGGAUUGAAGAAACUAAAAUGCAGGACGCUUAUCUUUAUCGGAGAUCAGUCUCCCUUCUAUUCAGAAGCUGUUCACAUGGCAGCAAAUUUGGAUAGAGGAUACUGUGCUUUGGUUGAGGUUCAGGCUUGUGGUUCGAUGGUAACGGAGGAGCAACCACAUGCAAUGUUGGUUCCAAUGGAAUAUUUCUUGAUGGGUUAUGGAUUAUAUAGACCAUCUUAUUUCACAGAGAGCCCUAGAAGUCCUCUUAGCCCUUGUUGCAUUUCACCUGAGCUUCUCUCUCCUGAAAGCAUGGGAUUAAAGCUUAAGCCUAUCAAAACCCGAGUUUCUACUUGCUGACGUUAAAAUCUUAUUAGGGCUGUUGUAGAUAUAGAACAAACACUAGGGGAGAUCUGAGGAGAAGACGAAGCAGGGAACAUUCAAGCCAUCCUUAUAACACAAUUCUUUUGUAGCCAGCCAUGAUAAAAGACAACAGUUCUUUCGUUGAGAAGCCACACAUGUUGUUUUAUUAUUUCAUUUUUUUAAUGCAUAUAUGUAAAAUGUUCUGUUGUUGUGACAUUGUAACAAUUGUUUUGUGAUGGGACACUGAUCUAUUUCAAUAAUAAAUUCAUGUUGGAUAUGAA